Molecule: messenger RNA, 1577 nt
Organism: Prorocentrum cordatum
Lineage: Eukaryota; Dinophyceae; Prorocentrales; Prorocentraceae
Source: the annotation of a GenBank genome assembly
AGCGGGCACGCACCCUCUGCCAGAGAGAUGGCGGCGGACCAGCUGGACCGGUACGCACAGUGGCUCGCCGGCCAGGGCCCAGUGCCCGGCGCCACCCGCGGCGUGGCGGCCGGGGCGGAUCCGCUCUUCCUCGGAGAGUGCCCGGAGCAGAGGGCGGCCCGGACCGAGGAGCACCUGCGGCAGUUCGCAGUGCUGCUGGAAUUCGAGCGGCUGCUGGCCACCGUGCCGCCAGGCAUGUUCGGAUGCAACCCCUGUGGGGUAAAUUUGAAAUUGUGCCCUGGUCCGAAAUCCGGCGCAAUCCGGCCUAAUCCGGCUUAAUCCCGCUGAAACCGCGGCCACUGGCGUCUUUGGCGUUUUUGCCAGGUCACAGUUUGUCUGAGAAGCGUCUCGAUAGGUACCGGCCUCUGCUCGGCAGCUGUCGCCGUCGUAGCGCGCCACGGCUGCCAUGUGUAGAGUGAUGGUUGCGAGGUGUACCCGCGGGACCGCGGGGGCCUCCCAUCGCUUAAUUUUUUCUUUAGCGGAGGGGUAGCCUUCUCUGGCCACCCCUCUGCUGUCCCCCCCUCUCUACGCACGGUGUCUUCGUCGUCGCGGCUGCACUGGUCUGGGCGCCGUUGCGACAGGUUUGCUUUUAGGAAUUCCAGUGGUGCAUUGAUCUUGCUUAGGAAUUCCAGAAGUGUAUUUUUUCAGGGGCUCGGGGGGACUAUUUCGUUCCCGCUCCCGGUGAGGAUUCGUGACAACUUCGUGCCCUCUGUGCCGCGCUCGGGGGGGCCUAUCUCGUUAACAGAGCUCUCCUUGUGCCCUCCUUGAGCCCUUCAGACGAGGCCUGACGGUCCGAGGCCAGUUGGCCAAGACAACCGCUCGCCGCCCCUCUCCUCGUCCUCGUCCUCCUUCCCCUCCUCCCUCCCUCCUCCCAGGCGGUGUUCGCCGUGCGUAUGGCCCGUUACGGUUUGGACGGGGUCGCCUGCCGGAGCGACGUGGGCAUCCACAGUUUUUCUUUUCGGCACUGCUACGAAUCACGUGGCCGCAGAGCAAUAUUAUGUGGGCGCUGUCGGGCGCAAGGCAAGCGUCGAUGGCUCAGCGCAGGGUCCCGCCUGCAAGUGGUCCGAACUCCCCUCUCGUCUCUUCCUCCCGUGCUCGCCUCCCAGAAGGGGAGCGUCGGCCAGCCCCUCCGGGGUGGGCCGGCUCUUCGCUUCCUCUGCCUGUCUCCUCCUCGCUCCCCCCGUGCACGUCGUGAAAUCCGGGCCGGCGGGCCUGUGGCAGUCCCGGCCGCUUGGCCGAUGGACCGUUGGAGGGGGUCUGCCCUGGACCCGGCAGGAGUCGAUACUGUGCACGCUUCCUUCCGUCCUCCCCUCCCUGUUCCUUCUUCCCUCCCCUCCCGAAUUCGUGGUUUGCCUCGGUUUGCAUGGGCCUGGCGCGCAUGCGGUCUUGCGGCCGCUCCUGGCCGACCCUGGGCUACCUCAUCGGCCCAGGCUCGCCCUUCAGCCGCUGUAGCGCUGCUCCGCGCCCAGCUGGGCACCGCCGUGCCCAUCCACACACCUCAUGGAUUCAGGACCCGGAGGAAGCACGAGAGGUGCGGG